Messenger RNA from Engraulis encrasicolus (European anchovy), 3396 nucleotides. It is a transcript of the gene cnn2, whose product is annotated as calponin 2. Gene Ontology annotation, biological process: actin filament organization; actomyosin structure organization. Lineage: Eukaryota; Metazoa; Chordata; Actinopteri; Clupeiformes; Engraulidae. The record is from RefSeq and is a predicted model, not a curated record. Gene Ontology annotation, cellular component: focal adhesion; actin cytoskeleton. Gene Ontology annotation, molecular function: actin filament binding. The transcript has 7 exons. The coding region runs from base 181 to 1209 and encodes 342 amino acids.
GCGGGGCCUUUAUCAAUUUAUGGAGCGAUCAACUUUCCAUAUGAGGGCAGUGAUUGGAAGGCAGAAAGGAGAGGAGGUACCUGAAGUGAGAAAUUUAUUUAGUGUUUAGUAUAGAGAUUUAGCGAACUCCUUUACAUUAAACAAUUGCAGUGUUCCUUGGCUUUUGCGCGACACGGAAAGAUGGCUAGCUCCUUUAACAAAGGACCAGCAUAUGGACUGUCAGCAGAGGUUAAAAGUAAGAUUGCACAGAAGUAUGACCCACAGAGAGAAGAGGAGCUGCGAAUAUGGAUUGAGGAUGUGACUGGUGCUACCAUUGGAGAGGACUUUCAGAAGGGCUUGAAGAAUGGCGUCAUACUAUGCGAUCUCAUCAACAAGCUCCAGCCUGGAACGGUGAAAAAGGUCAACAGUUCAACCAUGAACUGGCAUCAGUUGGAGAACUUGACCAACUUCAUUAAAGGCAUCACGGUGUAUGGACUGAAGCCUCAUGACAUAUUUGAAGCUAACGAUCUGUUUGAGAAUGGCAAUAUGACCCAGGUUCAGACCACCCUCCUAGCACUUGCUGGAAUGGCCAAGACAAAGGGAGUACAGACAUCUGUUGAUAUUGGGGUCAAGUAUGCUGACAAACACGAGCGAGGGUUUGACGAAGAAAAGAUGAAGGCUGGUCACUGUGUCAUUGGACUACAGAUGGGGACGAACAAGUGUGCUAGCCAAGCUGGUAUGAAUGCUUACGGCACCAGAAGGCAUUUGUAUGAUCCUAAAGCUCACAUUCUUCCACCCAUGGACAACUCAACCAUCAGCUUACAAAUGGGGACCAACAAAGGCGCCAGUCAGGCUGGAAUGACCGCCCCAGGUACUCGGCGUGCCAUCUAUGACCAGAAGCUCGGCACCGACAAGUGUGACAACUCCACCAUGUCACUGCAGAUGGGCUACACCCAAGGAGCAAACCAAAGCGGUCAGAACUUUGGCUUGGGCCGGCAGAUCUACAACCCCAAGUACUGUCCAAAGGGUGAGGAUGAGGAAAGGGAGGAGAAUGGAGAAGGAAAUGGAGAAGGAAUUGUAGAAGGAAUUGUAGAAGGAAAUGGAAAUGGAAAUGGAGAUGUAGGAGAAAUAGAAGAAAUGGAAGAAAUAGAAGAAGUAGAAGACGGUUUCAUUCCUGACUACCAGGAUGAGGGAUACCAGGGGUACCAGGAUGAGGGACAGGAUUACUAGAGGGAUUUUUGUCUCUUUUGUAACUUGACAAAGGUCUACAUAGUUACUGAAGUGCCUUAGUAGCCAGUAGCGACAAUCUAUUAGGACCAAGCAUUUCUGCCGGAAUGUGCUUAUUAGAAUGUGCUCAUUUUUUGUGGAUUACUCUAUUUGCUAUCUUCAUCAAAGGCACAAGUUUGACUUAUUGUAGGCACACCCUGGACAUUUCCAGCUGAUGCAACUGCUCCGAUGAGGUGGGAAAAUAAGAUGCUUUUCAGAAAAAGUGGCACAUGUCUCUGUAAGGACAAUUCAGACAAACCAAAGAGCUGCUUUAAAGUAGGUGCUUUACCAUAGGGCUGUGAAUUUCAUGGAAUCUGUAAGAUCAUUGGUAUUGUCAAGAGCCAAAAUCAGAUGGUAUAUAAUCAUCAUUCAUACACUCUUGUUUGUUGACAAAUGUGAUAUCAUAUUGAGUACUGUCUCAUAUUUUUAAACAGGACUUUUUUUUAAAACUAUCAUCAGUAUUAUGUAUUAAUGAAGGUUGAUCAGUCCCAGUAUAGUUCAUUUUUUUAGAAAAGGAUGAAAGGGCUAAACAAAAAUGGUCAAUUUGUUAAAACUUCCAAGAUCAGUUCCUUGUAAAAAAAGUGAAUGAAGUUUGUUUUCUUGUAAAUUACCAAGAAAUACUAUGUCUAUGUUUAUAACUAUUGAAACUAUGAAAUGUUGACUUAAAGGCAUCUUUUUUUUUAUUAAUGUGUACUGCGAAGUGAAUUACUUUAAACACCUUAAUAAUGGUCAAACACAUAAAUAACUUUUACCUCACUCCAACAAUGCACUCAGGUAAAAUGGGGCAACCAGCACAGCAAAAUGGUUUAAACCUUGUCAGUAGUUCAAGGGGCACAUUAAAUUGUUCAUUAAAUGAUGGCAACUCUAAGAUGAUGAUUACAAGGAAAUGGUUAAUGUUCUUGUCAUAUAUCGCAACAGCCAGUUUAGUUUAUUUUUUAAUCCCAGCUCUGAGUUCUUUGGAUUUCCCUGGGACAGAUGUGCUGGACAUGUUUGCACAUUAUGAGUAUACAUUCAUUUUGACCAGCGCACACUUAUUUUGGUACAAUUUUCCAUCUAGAUAAAUAAUUUGUGCCAUUUUAUCUGCAGCAAUACAUUGAAAAAUUUAAACCUGCAAUCUUAUAUAUUAAGUCCAACAAAUUGAGUGCUGCUAUCUUGCGACAUAGUCAUGCCCCUAGGUUUUUUUUUAGGUUUUUUUUUUAGGUUUUUUUGCUUCAUUUUACCUGGUGUCCCAAAUAAUCUGAUUUAUAUUUUUUGCUUUUCUUUUAAGUAUUGUUUUUCUUUGUGUUUCUGUUCAUUGGUGUACUUCUUGUGACAUGCAGAAAAUAAAGAUAAUUUGGGAUGAACCAAUUGUGGUCAAACAACAAAAAAAGCAUACUCCUGCAUUAAAAAACCUACAUAUGGGAAUGAACGAGUGUCAUUGCUUUAUAUAUCCUCUGUUGUUUAAGAGUCUGAUGCCCUUUGUCACUUAUAUAGGCUACAGACAUUUUACCUUUUAAGGCAUCACCCAUUUCCUUAUGUAACCAGUGACGGCGUGCCUCUGUCAAGCCUCAGCUGGAUUUGAGAAACGGCCAACGAGAGGGUUACAGCCUGCGUUAAACGUCCUGUUCUCUGGCGAGAGAGAGAAGGCCCAAGAUAAACACAAUCCUGGGGUGCAUUUCUCGAAACCAUAGUUGAUUACUACGUCAGCUACUUUAUUGUUUGCAAUGCAACUUCCCAAGUUCCUUACAGGCCAACAACUACGCUUUUGAGAAAUGCACUGAUCAGUGCAAUGAGGAAAUACUAAACAAACAACAAUUAAAAAAAAAGAAAUGGUGUAUGAAAGAUUUUCUAUAAUAUUUCUAUAUACCCCACAUAAAUCCCAACGUGUGGCCCUUUUUUUGUAUAUGCACAGCACUACCAGUAUAUUCUUCCUCUCUUACUUGUGUUAUAAUAACAUUUCAUUCCUUGCAAGGCUAAAGAACUGUGAGUUGAGCAAGGAUUUCAUUUUAUUUGACAGAACUUCACCCAAUUAUCUUCAGUCAAAACAUCCUUAGGCCUACAUUGGGCUGUGGCAUAGAUUACGUUUUAGUGUGAAUGCUGGGCUUCUCCAUAACAGCAAGAAUUCGGCAUGAGAAGUUUUAUGCAAAAGACACAGUGAGACUUAUAGUAGAG